AUGAAUCAAAAAGUUUCCACGGUUAACGACCCAGAAUUGCAGGCCAAAGUGAAGAAAACGACUGAGAAAAUAUCGGAGAAUAUGCACAUCAUUGCCAACGAGCCAAGUCUUGCGUUCUACCGCAUUCAGGAACAUGUUCGCAAGGUAAUCCCGCUCAUAGUAGACCGUCGAGCGGAAGUCGUUCAACUGCAGCAGGAUCUACAGGGCAAGUGUUACGAUAUGGAAUAUGCGAUAAGUGCCGUGAAGGAUAUCGAGGCAGCGGACUCUUCGUUGAAAAAUGUUCAAGAACUGCUGAAAAACGCCAUAUUUCUCAAACAACAGCUUAAAUACGUUGAAUCCAGACGACCCAAGAAAGAUACAAACAGUUCCGUGUACAAGAGACUUUCGGCACACAUUACCCUGGACCUGCCCGACUUGACCGACAUAUCCGGAGUGGUGCGGGAAACAACCAACCGUGUGGAGCACAUGAUGUCACAGGCCCGGAAUUCAAACAGUAACAUAAACAACAACCCGCCGGCUGCAACGAACUCCACUGGAGGCCCUGCCGAACUGCAACGGUCAUACACGACACUUCAUUGA
Molecule: messenger RNA, 579 nt
Organism: Anopheles marshallii
Lineage: Eukaryota; Metazoa; Arthropoda; Insecta; Diptera; Culicidae
Product: BLOC-1-related complex subunit 8 homolog
Exons: 3
Coding region: 1-579 (192 amino acids)
Cellular component (GO): BORC complex
Source: RefSeq, a predicted model, not a curated record